This is a messenger RNA of Entrophospora candida, 227 nucleotides long. Lineage: Eukaryota; Fungi; Glomeromycota; Glomeromycetes; Entrophosporales; Entrophosporaceae. The record is from the annotation of a GenBank genome assembly.
GCAUUACACAAGCAUUGAAUGAAUUAUAUCUUGACUACUCCAAAGCCUGGUUUUUAAAAGCAAAUAUUAAUGAUGAAAUUUGUCAAACAGUUGAUAAUGUUAGAAGAGGAUACAUCCUUCAUCUUUUGACUAAUAAUUUUGCUAAAGCAUCAUGGGUGGGUGUAGUUGUGAAAGACUGCAAGAAGAUUGUCAAAUAUUUUAAUGCUCAUUUAAUACCAACAGCUUAA